AUAGGUAUUCUACCAUAACGUGUGAUUCUUCACCGUGUUAUGAAGAAUCCUAACCAUGAUAGGCUAAUUAAUUAUCUCAUUCGAUUAAUCACAAUUGACAGAUCAAAAUGGAAAUGUUAGUUCGAUAUCUCGACAGGAGAGAGUCCAGUAGUUCCAUAACCCAAAGUGUCAUUAAAGAGGAGGUGCUGAGGGAUGACCUGAAAUACUAUUUUAUGAGCCCCUGUGAAAAGUACAGGGCCCGAGGACAGGUCCCAUGGAAACUGGGGGUGCAGAUACUCAAAAUUGUCAUGAUCACCACACAGCUGAUUCUGUUUGGCCUCAACAACCAGCUGGUGGUUUCCUAUAAGGAGGAAAAUGUAAUGGCAUUUAAGAACCUGUUUCUAAAAGGCUACAGUGGUGUGGAUGAGGAUGACUAUAGUGUGGCUGUUUACACCCAACAAGAUGUCUACGACAGGCUCUUUUAUGUACUGGAUCAGUACGACCACCUGGGUCACCUUUCUGUGGGGCCUAUCAGCUAUGCUGAGGAUAAUGGGAAGCCGGUGCCACUGAUCAUGUGUAAGGAGUACUACAAGAGAGGGAGUGUCAAGCCUUCUGACGAGGCCUACGACAUAGAGGCCCAGUUGGAAACAGUUUGUAUGUCAAAAGAUCCAGCCUCUGUGCAUGGAUGGAGAACUGAAAAUUCUUCAUUUUUUGAUUUGGAAUUUUAUAGGCUAGUAGACAUCAAGAUAACUUUCCAACUAAAAGGAAUCAACCUCCAAACAGUGCGCUCGCAUGAGUUACCUGACUGUUACACAUUCUUUGUCACUAUUACAUUUGACAAUCAGUGUCACAGUGGAAAGGUGAAAAUCUUCCUCGAGAUCGAUGCACUGAGUAGCCCAUGCAAAAAUUGGAAGAUAUCUGGGACUGCCCAGAAGAACACACACUAUCUACUGUUUUUUGACGGUUUUGUCAUCCUGGUGUGUUUGACCUCAGCAGUGCUGUGCACUCGCUCCAUCGUUUUGGCAGUUCGGUUACUUCAGCGAUUUUCAAGAUUCUUCUAUGACAAUUAUAAACGCAACGUGUGCAAAUCAGACAAAAAGGAGUUCUUAAAUGGUUGGUAUGUUUUGGUUAUCGUCAGUGACACCCUGACCAUAGUAGGAUCCAUAUUGAAGAUGGAAAUACAAGCAAAGAGUCUGACCAGCUAUGAUGUGUGCAGUAUCUUCUUGGGAACGUCUACAUUAUUGGUGUGGGUGGGGGUCAUCAGAUACCUUGGAUACUUUCAGAAAUACAAUGUUCUCAUCCUGACCAUGAAAGCUGCCUUCCCCAAGGUUCUACGCUUCUGCUGCUGUGCUGGAAUGAUCUAUCUUGGCUAUACUUUCUGUGGCUGGAUAGUACUUGGGCCCUACCAUGAAAAGUUUGAGGGCCUAAGUCGUGUGGCAGAGUGCCUGUUCUCCCUGGUGAACGGAGACGACAUGUUCACCACCUUCGCCCAGCUAAAGGACAGGAACACGCUGGUGUGGGUCUUUAGCCGUGUCUACCUCUACUCGUUCAUCUCCCUCUUCAUCUAUAUGGUGCUGUCACUCUUCAUUGCUAUCAUCACAGAUGCAUACGAGACCAUCAAGAACUACCAGAAGAAUGGCUUUCCCUUAACUGACCUUCAGAAGUUCCUGAAAGAAGACAAAGACUUUCCUCCUGGUGAGGACACAGAGACCGACUCACAGAUGAGAUACUCAUCUCCCUGCUGCUGUAGACGAGUUCCAAGAGAUGAUGACAUCACACUUAUCAGCUGACAGCAAGCUCCCCUGACACUCCAGAAAAUGCUGGGAGAAGAGGAUUCAGAGAACAAGGAACAGGAUCCUCUGCUAGUGACGAAAAUACCCUGAAAAACAUUGUUAAGCACAUUAUUUACAUAUAGGCCAAUCUGUUGACUCUUUGCUAAUAUUUGCUGUAUUUCUAUCUUGAGUAUUUCCAGGCUGACACCAGCAAUGCAUGGCUAUUGAUAUUCAUUCUAAUCCACCCAUGCAAUGUUUCUGAAGUACAAAGGAAACGUAAAAUGUGGAAAAUAUGUGUUGCUGGUUUAGACUUACACUGAAUCUUUAAUACACUGAAUGGACCCCUUUAUCUACAGAUGUGUUAUUGUUUGUAUCUAUGAAUCAAUACUCAACAUUCAGUCUUGUUGUCAUUGUUAAUAGUAAACUGUGCGUGUUGAAUACA
Molecule: messenger RNA, 2193 nt
Organism: Osmerus eperlanus (European smelt)
Lineage: Eukaryota; Metazoa; Chordata; Actinopteri; Osmeriformes; Osmeridae
Gene: mcoln2
Product: mucolipin TRP cation channel 2
Exons: 14
Coding region: 108-1769 (553 amino acids)
Cellular component (GO): membrane
Molecular function (GO): NAADP-sensitive calcium-release channel activity
Source: RefSeq, a predicted model, not a curated record